This is a messenger RNA of Knipowitschia caucasica, 1575 nucleotides long. NCBI's taxonomy places the organism in Eukaryota, Metazoa, Chordata, Actinopteri, Gobiiformes, Gobiidae. The record is from the annotation of a GenBank genome assembly.
AUGACGCAGUUCACAUACAGCAGACUGUCGCAUUUCCUUCGGUUGUCGCUGAAUAAAGCUUCGGUUUUACGCGCGGGGAGUGAGUUCAACCGCAGCCCCGGGAGCUGUGUAGUGGCGAGGCGAUGGCAGAGCUCGGUAGACGGAACGAGCCUCCAGGAGAGACAGAGGCAGCAUAUGGCCCGCGGUCUCCCCAAACAGAAGCCCAUCCCUGGGGUCAAACAGGUUAUCGUUGUCGCCUCAGGAAAAGGAGGAGUGGGCAAGUCCACCACCGCAGUGAACCUGGCGCUGGCUCUUUCUGCUAAUGAUACGUCUAUAUCCGUGGGUUUGUUGGACGCAGACGUGUAUGGCCCAUCCAUCCCCAAACUGAUGAAUCUGAAAGGGAACCCAGAGCUCACAGACAACAACCUCAUGGUGCCUCUGCUGAACUACGGCGUCCCAUGCAUGUCCAUGGGGUUCCUAGUGGAUGACGCGGCCCCCAUCGUGUGGAGAGGCCUCAUGGUGAUGUCUGCUAUUGAGAAAAUGCUCAGACAGGUGGACUGGGGGGAGCUGGACUACCUGGUGGUUGACAUGCCUCCAGGGACAGGAGACGUUCAGCUGUCCAUCUCACAGAACGUGCCCAUAGCAGGAGCCGUGAUCGUAUCCACGCCGCAGGACAUCGCGCUGCUGGACGCUCGCAGAGGAGCAGAGAUGUUCCACAAAGUCCAUGUCCCGGUGCUCGGCCUGCUGCAGAACAUGAGUGUGUUCCAGUGUCCACACUGUCUUCAUCAAACUCACAUCUUUGGAGCAAACGGAGCCAGAGACCUGGCCCAGUCUCUGGGACUGUACUUUUUGGGUGAUGUCCCUCUGCACCUGAGCAUCAGAGAGACUUCAGACAGUGGGAAACCUGUGGUGGUGUCAGCCCCAGACAGUCCAGAGGCUGCUGGGUACCGAGCUCUGGCUGCUGCUGUGAAGGCGUUCGACCGUGUUCUCCGGGAGUACGGGGUCCGGGGUCCUCUGCUGAGGGCCGUUCGGUCCCUGUAUGACCGGAGCCAGAGCUGUGUUCGCAUUGCCGGCAAUAAGUCAGACCUGUUCCCGGUGCAUGUUGGCCUCCGCCAGGGCUGCCCUUUGUCACCGGUUCUGUUCACUGUAUUCAUGGACAGAAUUUCUAGGCGCAGCCAGGGGCCGGAGGGGGUCCGGUUCGGGGACCACAGGAUUUCAUCUCUGCUGUUUGCGGACGAUGUUGUCCUGUUGGCUCCAACGAACCAGGACCUACAACAUGCACUGGGACGGUUUGCAGCCGAGUGUGAAGCGGCCGGGAUGAGAAUCAGCACCUCCAAAUCCGAGGCCAUGGUGCUCGACCGGAAAAAGGUGCCUUGCCCUCUACAGGUGGGUGGAGAAGUCCUUCCUCAAGUGGAGGAGUUCAAGUAUCUCGGGGUCUUGUUCACGAGUGGGGGAAGGAUGGAGCGUGAGAUUGACAGGCGGAUCGGUGCAGCGUGCGCAGUGAUGCGGUCGCUGUAUCGGACCGUUGUGAAUGAGAUCGCGGAUACAAGCGGUCGAAAUCAGCUUCCUCCGCAGAGUGGCUGGGCGCUCCCUUAG